Molecule: messenger RNA, 807 nt
Organism: Marmota monax (woodchuck)
Lineage: Eukaryota; Metazoa; Chordata; Mammalia; Rodentia; Sciuridae
Gene: Selenoh
Product: selenoprotein H
Exons: 5
Cellular component (GO): Golgi apparatus
Source: RefSeq, a predicted model, not a curated record
AAGGAAUAGCCCAUCUUUUAAUUUUUUUUUUUUUUUUUUUUUUUAAUUAUCAGUACUGGGGAUUGAACCCCUGGGUCCAUUACCAUUCAGCUAUAUCCCCAGUCCUGUAUUUUUAUUUUGAGACAGGGUCUGAGUUGCCCAGAUUGGCCUUGAAUUUUCGAUCCUGAUCCUCCUCCUUCCACUUCCCAAGUAAUGGAUUACAGCAUCCCCAGUCGGCUCGGCGCGCGGCCGGAUUCCAGGCGUCAUGGCUCCUCGCGGGAGGAAGCGGAAGGCCGAGGCCGCUGCGGUCUCCACGUCGGAGAAGCGGGAGAAACUGGAGAACGGCAAGGAACAAGUAGAGGAGGCGGUCGUCAUUGAGCAUUGCACUAGCUGACGCGUCUACGGGCGCAACGCCGCGGCCCUGAGCCAGGCGCUGCGCCUGGAGGCUCCGGAGCUUCCCGUGAAAGUAAAUCCUUCCAAGCCCCGGAGGGGCAGCUUCGAGGUGACCCUGCUGCGCCAGGACGGCAGCAGUGCCGAGCUCUGGACCGGGAUUAAGAAGGGACCCCCACGCAAACUCAAAUUCCCCGAACCUCAAGAAGUGGUGGAAGAGUUGAAGAAGUACCUUUCGUAGGCGAUUUGGGCAGAAGUCCUCAUGCUGAGCUGUCUCUGGUGGUGUUGGAGCAUUUAUGAUGGGACAUGGCUAAACUUCAGUCAUGUACCUGAAGCCAUUUCUUCCACUCCAGAAAUGAUACAGAUGAGGCAACCCUCUAGUAAGGCAUUGUAAAAAUAUUUGAAUUUGGUUUGUUUAAUAAAAGGUUAAAUAAAGUA